GAUUGCAUAGGCUGUGCGAUGCGGGGGGAAGAAAAAUAGGGGAAUGCCUAUAUCCUAAAUUCAUCGGGCAUCUACGUUUUAAGUGCACGCUUAAAGGGCAGUGGUUUUUAAAUAUAUAUUAAUUCCAUCUGUUGACUGCGGCGUAAAUCCGUGGUCGUUUCGUGCCAGCUUGCUUUAGGAGCGCGGAUUCAUAAAUCCCCGCUGCGGUUGUGCGUGCGUGCGUUCUUUGUGCGUGCGCGUUUGUGCGCGUGUGUACACCGGCGUUCGGGGCACUGCGUGGCACAUCGCCACCAUGGAUGCAGAAAAUAUUCAGCUCCUGGAAGAAAGCAAGAAGAAAGCGUUUUAUUCCGCGGGCUUCAUAAGCCCAGCACCAAUAAGCGGGCUCAACGGCGCGUUCAGGAGCAAACCGUCGGGGCGAGCUGCAUCGGACCCGGGCUUGGAGGGACUGCACCUGGAGACGCUGCGCACAGGUGGCGGUGAUGAGGACGAGUUUGGGGGCCGCCACUACUGCCACGCGCGCAACACGGAUCGCUCGGAGGGAGAGCGCAGGCACGCUCGUAGGAAACUCUGCAUCGCCGCCGUGAUCUGCCUCCUGUUCAUGGCCGGGGAGAUUUUCGGAGGCUUCCUGGCGCACAGCUUGGCCAUCAUGACGGACGCGGCACACCUCUUUGCCGACUUUGCCAGCUUCUCCAUCAGCCUCUUCUCCCUGUGGGUGUCGUCACGCCCCCCCACCAAGACCAUGAACUUCGGAUGGUACAGGGCUGAGAUCCUUGGAGCCCUGCUGUCGGUGCUGACGAUCUGGGUGGUGACGGGAGUCCUGGUCUACCUGGCCUCCCUGAGGCUCAUCUACAAAGACUUUGAGAUCGAGGGGACAGCCAUGCUCGUCACGUCUGGCUGUGCCAUCGCUGUAAACGUCAUAAUGAGCUUCACGCUCUACCAGGCGAACCACCUGCACAGUCACGGGGGCGCGACGGCCGACGCCACGGAGCCCAAGCCGACGACGAUGGCGGAAGGCCCCAUGCCGGGCCCGCAGGCGAACCCCAGCGUCCGAGCCGCCUUCAUCCACGUCAUCGGGGACCUCCUGCAGAGCAUCGGCGUGCUCAUCGCCGCGUGCGUCAUCUACGCAGAGCCUGAAUACAAGAUUGCGGAUCCCAUAUGCACCUUCGUAUUCUCAUUCUUUGUCCUCUUCACGACGGUCACCAUUUUGCGAGACGUCCUCCUCGUGCUCAUGGAAGGUGCGCCGAGGGCUGUGAGGUUCGCCGACGUGCAGGAGGCUCUUCUUGCAUUGCCCCACGUGUGCUCUGUGCACGAUGUGCACCUCUGGUCUCUGACCAUCAACCACUGCGCCAUCUGCGCUCACAUCUGUGUCGACGACAUCGGGAAGGGAGAAGAAGUGGUCAAAGAAGCGACGGUCCUCCUCCAGACGCGUUUCUCCUUCAGCAUCCUCACUAUCCAGGUGGAGAAGUUCACCGAGGACAUGCACAGCUGCCGUGACUGCCAAGAGCCCAGCGGGUAACAACCCCAAGGGCGAGCUGCAGAGGUCACUCAAGUAGCGUGUGGGCAACGGAGCCCAUCGACGAGAGCAUUCAGUGAAACUCUCAAUUAUCCGAAGUUAUGGGAGGGGAGGGAUGGCCCCGGAUAAAGUAAAAACACGGGCAAUUGCAAAAAAAAUGUCAUUAGGCUAUACAAUAAUUUGUUCAUCUUCUAAAAUAAUAAAAAUAAAACAUAUUUUAUAAUAAUAAUAAAAAUAAAACAUAUUGUAUUAUGUUUUAUUUUAAUUAUUUUAUUAUUUCCCUUCUAUGUGACUUUACCGAAAGAACCAGAAGAUGAAUCCCUGCAGUCACGAAAGCUUUAAAUCAAUAAUGUGUUGUUUACCUACACAUACAAUUCCCUCCGUUAAUAUUUGUUUUGUAAAAGCAAUCAAUUGACUUACCAACCUUUCUGUGGGCACAUGGGCACUCAGUAACCGACCCCUCGAUGGACUAGGAGCAGACAAUAAAAACAGCGCGUGUUAAAAAGUUUUCAAAUGAGCACUGUCCUUUUGCAAACCGGAUAAUCUGCCCACCGAUAAUCGCGAGUCAACUUUCGUUGCCAUGCAGACAAUAAUGCUGGGACGGGUCUAGUAAAAAAAAUGACCAGGCAGCCAAUUAGUGAGCAGGGAUUUAUUGAGAAAGUUUAAUUACUGAGAGACAUGUAACGAUAGACCCCCCCACCACCACCACCAGCGAAUCGGACAAUUGUCGUUAUUCGAGGUUGUGAUUGUUUCCUUUCUCACAUUUUUCCAUCUCGCUUGCAUUUUCUUCUUGAUUGUUCCGCCUCAUUUGUGCAAUUCUGUUUGCUUCGGUAUUCUAAAUGUAGCACGAGCAAAAUCACGCAACCAAUCGUGAAUGACAGGUUGUCACGCGCAUGUUUGUAUGCACGUCUGCAUGUAUCGUUAUUGUGAAGAAUCGAUCCAUCGUUAAAUGCCUCGCUACUCCAGAGUGGCAUUUCGCCCAACAGUUCACCUGUCGGCAAGGUUUUAGUGGGGCAUGCGCUUGGCUGGGAAGGUUGAAUUUCUGCGAGUUUGUAUUUUUUUUCUGGAGUUCACAGCGCCACCGUUUGUGCAACGAUAAAAUGCCGGCACAUCCAUUGAAUGGUCCAUGAGAUGCAUAACAUCAAAGUGUCAACAGCUGGCAGAUAGGUAACACAUCCUGCUCUUUAGCUCGCCGAUGUAUUGUCAGGUCCGUACCGCAUGCUGUUCUGCAUGAUGCCCGACGUUUCACUCUGCGUGCCGGGAUCAGCACGCGGCACAGCCCGAUGACGCACGAGAGAGCCACACAGCACGACCGCGAAAACCCACGUGGUUGCGAAUCCGCUGUCCAACUCACCCGAUGCUCCGACUGAACAGAUUGUGAAUGCGCACGGCAUUAGAAGUUGAAUUGACAAAGUUCUCAAUUUUAGCCGAUUCUUCGUGCAAUGAGCACUUCAAUAGCCAUCAAGGUUGGUCUCAGGGCUAGGGAUCACCCUCACCCUCUUAUUCGGUGUGUUCCUGGUGGGCUGUCAUCGUUGUACCAAAAUAACUCACACAACGAUGAUCAUCACCACAACUCGUGUGAUAUGUCAAUGUCAUGCCAAAACUUCGUGCAUCACAAAGUGAUAUAAUGGGCGGUGUUUUGGUUUGCAUCGUCGUAAUUGCGUUAGGGCGGUGGUAACAAUCUCUUUGAAAAUGUUCUGUAUGUGGACCUCAUCUUUUGGAUAUGCACGGCCUUAAUUAUAAUUCAGACGAAUAGACGCGUGUAAUAUAUUGUACGCUGGAUGUAAUAUCUGAUUUAGAACGUCAAAAACAUCUGUACAUUAAAACGUGUGUUUACUACUGAUGAUGAACAUUCCAAAAAAAAAAACACAUUUCACGUUUUGCAUUAUAUAAAAAAAAUUUUUGAAUGGCUCGCUCCAGUGCGUAAUUGCGCAACCAAUCUGUAAAUAUCAAGGUCUGGCACACAACAAGUAAAGCAUUAUGACAGCAGUUUGAGCACAUGGCGCUUGACAAAUAGGCCAAAUGCGCACAGGGGCUUGGAACGAGACGCUGCAAAUUGAUGAAAUGGAACAGGCAGUCCAUAUGGCCCUCCGUGACCCAUGCACAUGAUGGGGAAGCUGACGGGCUCGGAACACAACGCUAAACAUCGCUCAUAAAAUAGCUCUCUGUUGAGUCUAAUGGGUCGUGCCGCUUGUUGUUCUGCAUGAUGACCGACGUUUCGCUGCAAGUGCUGGGGGCUUCUUUAGGAGCUUCGCGAGCGGAUCCGACAGACGCACAUCGGAGGGCUGUGUACAGCACAAUCGUGACAACCAGCCGCAGUAGGGUCCCUGGUUAAACAAAUAUGAAAAAAUGAAUGUUAUACUCUUUGGUUCUUUCGGUAAGUCACGUAGUUAGAAAUAAAAUAAAAUAAAACAAAUCACGACGUUUCGAUCGCAACACAAGUAGACGUCAUCAGGCAAAGGAGUCAGCCUCUAACCAGCCUCUAACUACGUGAUUUACCGACAGAACCAAAGAGUAUGGAUUCCUGCAGUCACGAAAGCUUGAAAUGAAUUUUAUGCUAACGCUUUUGAUAGACUGCGUCUCUGAGUUUUAAAAUACCAUCACUCAGAAUGUUAAAACUGCUGCAACUGGUUGAAGGCACAGUUUAUUUUUCAGUUCAAACAGUGUAGAAUUUAUUAUCCACUCGACGACCAUAGAACGUGCCCUGUAUAAGAACACACUUCUCAGUAUACCUCGAGACAACAACAACAACAAAACCCUCCACUAUGUAUUUCUGAAUAUUCCAUUUAAGCGUCCCAUAAGUUCGGAUGCCAACGAUCGUGGUGGUAGCAUUUCAAUAUUCUCGGCAUGCUGUUUUACCGUCCCAGUGAGAGAUGUGUUUCUCUCCAGCCCUGGCAUCAUCACGCCUGCCGUCGCAAGCUGCUCCCGGCAAAUGGAAUUGUAUUUAUGAGUCAUCUCCACGGUUAAGAAUUCAUACGCGACACUGCGGGAAUUUCGAAUUGGAUUUCAUAGAGGCAGUUGAUGCUCGGUAAUAGAUGGCAGGCUGACUUGUGUUGUAUUGACAGCGUUGGCAAAUGGUUUUGUAUUUCAGAACGCUAGCUUCAGCACAGUGUGAACAUAAUUGCAUCCCUUUGGAUAGACAUUUCACGAUAGUUUGCCGUGGGUAAACAACAAAGUUACGUUUUUUUUGCCUUAUCCCUGCCGAGUUUGUGCAUCCCGGUAAUGAGAUUCGUGUGGCAGUUCUGCAUCGUUGCAUUGUGAGUAUUGUGUCUCAAUGUCCCGUGACUUGCUGUGGCUUUUUGACGGAGACUUCCAACUGUGAUCUUUGGUGGAGUUUUGUUCACGCGAAGUGUGUUUUCAGCAUCCACAUUCGUAAUGCCCGCGAUGCAUUCUGUUUGGUAGUAGGUCCGCUCUCAGAUAGUGAACCUUCUCUCUGCUGGUGCGCGUGCAUUGACUAACCAGACACUCCUCCCUUCGCCUAAUGGUGGGAAUGCUAAGUGAAAUAUAUGCUGUAACGCUGUGAGCCGUUCUUCACGCCUGUCCAAAGGGUUUUGAAUUAAUUGUUAAAUCUCUCUUACGUCUUCUAAUGCUUUCCCGUGAGCCUGUCGGUGAUGUUUAAGGCACUCAAGGGAACUUCAGUGUCGUGUCCGUAUGGGCAGAUACGUGGAAUAGUCAGAUAUGUAAUUGCCGAAAGCAAUGACAAGUUGCACCACGCUCAAAUACAGCACUGGGCGUGGGCAGUUAAAUGGUCAGUGAGGAUAUGUAACGGUCGGAUAUGUGACGUCUUGGAAUUGUGUUAUAUCACUCUUUCGUCUUCGAAUGUCAUCACGUGUGUAAUCCACUCAAGGAGUGUAAUGUUAACAUUUAAAAAUUGCCAAAGCUUUAUUGUCACUUGUAUAAGCAGUACUAGAAGGUGUUAUGUAACCUGAUUUGCAAAAAAACACAAGCAAAUCUGUUUGAACAUUCCAUUGGAUCAGGUUAAUCAUGACGAUAGUGCAAUGGUUAUCUCUGAAAAGCGGUUGUACAUCGUGCAAAGCGAAUUUUGAGCGUAAGACUGUCUAUUUCUAUACACUUGACUGCCGCUGUGUUUCUGCAUUCGUUUGUGUGGCAAAUGUAUUUUGAGAAGAGUGAUUUGUAUGGAAAAAAAACGCGUUUAUUUUAGAUGUCUUUUGUAAAAUAGUAAGUGUCAAUCACAAAUGUGUUACGUGAAUUAAAUACGGUAUCGGUGCCGAUACAAGCUGCACAUUGGUGCA
This is a messenger RNA of Lethenteron reissneri (Far Eastern brook lamprey), 5766 nucleotides long. RefSeq names its product proton-coupled zinc antiporter SLC30A2-like. The record is from RefSeq and is a predicted model, not a curated record. Gene Ontology annotation, biological process: zinc ion transmembrane transport; response to zinc ion. Lineage: Eukaryota; Metazoa; Chordata; Hyperoartia; Petromyzontiformes; Petromyzontidae. Gene Ontology annotation, molecular function: zinc ion transmembrane transporter activity. Gene Ontology annotation, cellular component: plasma membrane.